This is a messenger RNA of Nicotiana attenuata, 1985 nucleotides long. RefSeq names its product DNA polymerase epsilon subunit B. Gene Ontology annotation, cellular component: epsilon DNA polymerase complex. The coding region runs from base 161 to 1750 and encodes 529 amino acids. Lineage: Eukaryota; Viridiplantae; Streptophyta; Magnoliopsida; Solanales; Solanaceae. The transcript has 13 exons. Gene Ontology annotation, molecular function: DNA binding. Gene Ontology annotation, biological process: DNA-templated DNA replication; error-prone translesion synthesis. The record is from RefSeq and is a predicted model, not a curated record.
UACAAUGAUGGAUUUCCCGCCAAAAUUGCGAUACCUAAAAGCCAGUGCCGUCUCCCGCCCACACCACAACUGAUAUCAGAUCCAAAAACAGAGAGAAUUGCAAACGAAAAUCUACAGUUCCAGAAACAGAGAGAGAAUUGAGAACCAAAAUCUGCAAAAGAUGAGCGGAGUUGUAAGGAACAAAGUACAGAGGAAGUUCAAGAUGAGGGGUUACUCCCUCAAAGUCGACGCUCUUUCCGAAGUCCUCUCUUUCCUUUCUCAUUUUCCUUCCGAUGCCCUUGACGACGCUCUUGAACUCCUUCUCGAUGAGCUGCACCAUCUCUCUUUGAAAUCAGCGAUUCUGGACAGAGAGCCGGUGCAUAAAGUCGCGACUCUUUUAUUGGAGGCAGAAGCCGCCGUUGAGGAGAACCCUAGCUCCAGUUCAUCACCUGCUUCUGCCCUUCGUAUUACUGAUGCUUUUAUUGUUCCUAAAUUCCGAUACGAUCCUGUUAAGAAGUUCUUUCACGAGCACACAGGGAGGCUUCCUAUUCACGGUGAUGCCUCUGCAAAAGCCACCUUAUACAAGGAUAGAUUCCUCUUAUUAUUCCAGAGGUUAUCUCGUGAUCCACGGUUUUCAACCCUUGCUUUUGAUGCCCCUACUUCAGAGUAUGGCAGCUGUGAGAUAUCUCCCAUUCAAUCUCUUGUUGGGCGGGUAGGGAGAAGAUGGAUAAUGGGUGUAAUAUCUCAGUUGGAGGAUGGUCAUUUCUACUUGGAAGACCUUACUGCAGCUGUCGAAGUUAAUUUAUCGAGUGCAAAGAUAACUACAGGUUUCUUUGCGGAAAAUACAAUAGUCCUGGCAGAAGGUGAAAUGCAGUUGGAUGGUGUUUUUCAGGUCAGGACAUGUGGAUUUCCUCCAUUAGAGGACAGAGAAAAGUCCAUGGCAUUUUUUUCAGGACUAGACUUCUUUGGUGGUGGUAUUCUUACCAAAGAGGAAACUCUUAGACUUGCAGAGCUGGAGAAAAAAGCUGUGAAUGACAUGUUUGUUAUACUAUCUGAUAUUUGGCUGGACAAUGAGGAGACUUUGGGAAAUCUGGAGACUAUCCUCAAUGGUUAUGAAAAUGUAGAGGUGGUUCCUUCUUUAUUUAUCCUCAUGGGAAAUUUCUGCUCUCAGCCAUUUAAUCUUUCCUUCAAGUCGAUCUCAAGUCUCAGGGUUCAGUUUGGAAAGCUUGGGCAAAUGAUUGCCUCGCACCAACGACUAAAAGAGCAUAGUCGAUUUCUGUUUAUCCCUGGUCCAGAUGAUGUAGGUCCUUCAACAGUUUUACCCAGAUGUCCUUUGCCUAAAUACCUAACUGAAGAACUUCAGAAAUAUGUUCCCAAUGCAAUAUUCUCCAGUAACCCAUGCAGAAUCAAGUUUUAUACCCAAGAAAUUGUACUAUUUCGCCAAGAUUUGCUUUAUAGAAUGCGAAGGUCAUGUCUGAUACCUCCCUCAACAGAAGAAACCAGUGAUCCAUUUGAGCAUCUUGUUGCGACGAUAAUACAUCAGAGCCAUCUCUGCCCCCUUCCUUUGACAGGUCAACCCAUUAUCUGGAAUUAUGAUCACAGUCUACACCUUUAUCCAACCCCGCAUACGAUCGUGUUGGCGGACAAAAGUGAGCAGAAGGCUUUCAGGUACACAGGAGUUACAUGCUUUAAUCCUGGUUCCUUCUCAAAUGAUGGCACAUUUGUGGCAUAUCGGCCGUGCAAUCAGGAAGUAGAACUAUCAGCAUUGUAAGCAUCAACUUCAAGCUGGCACUUUAGCUUAGUGAUUAACUGUUUGGUGGCUAAAUUAGCCUCAAUUGUCUUUUGGAUCUUUCAUUAUCUUUUUGUGUCUAUAUGAGGGAUUUCUGUAUACUAAUUUAUUGUCUGUUAAGCCCAUAGGAUACUCAUUCUUACAGGUUGUAGCUCAUGUAAGCCAAUUUACUAUCAGUUGGUUAUCAAAGUGACAAAUAAUCUUCUUUGGAUGAACA